Phytophthora nicotianae INRA-310 is the source of this 186-nucleotide messenger RNA. RefSeq lists its product as hypothetical. The record is from RefSeq and is a predicted model, not a curated record. Bases 1 to 186 code for a protein of 61 amino acids. NCBI's taxonomy places the organism in Eukaryota, Oomycota, Peronosporomycetes, Peronosporales, Peronosporaceae. The transcript has a single exon.
AUGGGAAACACCUUCAGUUGUUACAAGGCCAACAAACAAAAUACGUCCAAGACGGCAGUGAACGAUGGAAAUGAUCGCCGUGAGGUUUUCGACGUGAACAGUGAGGCCGAAGUUGACGCACCGACUCAACCUCAAGUCAACGAAAAGUACCCAUUCAGCCAAGAUAACCUGGGGCCAUCUAAGUAG